UUUUUUCAUUUUUUCCCGUUUGGAGCUAUAUAGUUCGUAAAGAUUACAAGUUCUUUACUUCUUUUGCUCUUCAUUUCUCUAUCGAAAAUUUUCUCGAGAAGAAUUUGGCUUUUUUUCCGGCCGGGAAACUUCCAUCUGUGGACCAAAAACAUACUUUCAGUAAAAACAUUCCAUAGGGAGUUUGCUGAUCUAGAAAAGCGGAGAUGAGAGGUGCGAAUGGAGAUUCGAGAGCUGUAAACAACGCUUUGGAGACUAUCAGCGCUGCUGCUACUGCGAUCGCGUCGGCUGAGAAUCGUGCUUCUCAAGCCACAGUUCGGAAGAGAAGAUGGGGCAGCUGCUGGAGCAUAUAUUGGUGUUUUGGGGCCUACAAACACAGAACGCGAAUUGGGCAUGCUGUCCUGCAUCCUGAAACGACACCCCCUCAAACUGAUGUUUCUGUGCCUCAAAAUCUAAUCCAAGCACAUGCUAUAGUACUUCCCUUUGUUGCACCUCCCUCCUCUCCUGCAUCUUUUCUUCAAUCAGAACCUCCUUCUGCUACACAAUCACCAGUGGGUUUAUUGUCUCGCAUUUCUAUUUCUGCAAACAUGUACUCUCCAGGUGGGCCUUCUUCCAUUUUUGCCAUAGGCCCUUACGCCCAUGAAACCCAGUUAGUCUCACCACCGGUUUUCUCAACCUUCCCCACUGAACCAUCAACUGCUCCUUUCACUCCACCUCCCGAGUCUGUCCACCUGACCACACCUUCCUCACCUGAAGUGCCAUUUGCUCAGCUGCUUGACCCCAACCUCCGGAAUGGGGAGGCUUUUCGGAGAUUCCCACCAUCCCACUCUGAAUUCCAGUCUUAUCAACUUCACCCUGGAAGCCCAGUUGGUCAGCUAGUAUCCCCAAGCUCUGGCAUCUCAGGUUCAGGUACCUCAUCUCCUUUCCCUGACCAUGAAUUUGCUGUGGGUUUUCCCCAUUUCCUGGAGUUUCGAACAGGUGACCCUCCCAAGCUUUUGAACCUCUAUAAGCUAUCCACCCGUGAAAGCAGAUCACAUCAGGGUGAUGGUUCAUUGACACCAGAUGCUGUGAGGCCCACAUCUCGCGAUGAUUAUCUUCUCAACGGUCAGAUUUCUGAAGUUUUUUCAUGUUGGCAUUCAGACAAUGGAAGGUGGGAUGACGAGGUUUCUGUUACUCGUAGGUUCUCGUUUGAGUUAACUGCAGCAGAUGACACAAGAUGUGUAGAAAAGAAGCCAUUUCCAUUGGCUGAAGCCAUAUCAGUGUCUUUAAAAGAUACUACGAUUGCCAGAAGACAAAAACCUACCAAUAUUAUGGAUUGUAACGAGUUCCCUGUUGGUGAAACUUCCAAUGAUUCACAAGAUAAAUCUCCCGAGGCUAGGGAGGAAGCAGAGUGCCUUCAGAAGCAUCGGUCUAGUACUCUAAGUUCUGUUAGGGAAUUCUAUUUUGACAAUACAGAUGGAAUAGACUCUUGUAAGCCUAAUGUUAGCUCUGACUGGUGGGCAAAUGAGAACGUAGUGGGGAAGGAGGGUGGGCCGACCAAGGAUUGGUCUUUCUUCCCUAUGAUACAGCCAGGUGUUAGCUAACUGGUUAUAUACUCACUUGAAGCCUACAUUUUCACGGAGAAUUGUUGCAGUUUACAUCAUGGCUUUGGAUUGCAAACUGGCUAGCAGUAACCUAACCCCAGAAUUUGCUUGAUCCAGUGUGUAAAAACGUUUUAGAUUCAAUUAGAAAACAUACAAGGUCCCUGACCCCCAAGGACAGGCAUACGUUUUUAGUACAUUUUAUGGGCAAUGUAUAUUAUACAUGACAAUACAACAUUCGUAUUACUAAACUAGCACGUUUAGGCGUUGCUCUUAUAUU
This is a messenger RNA of Juglans regia (Persian walnut), 1857 nucleotides long. RefSeq lists its product as uncharacterized. Lineage: Eukaryota; Viridiplantae; Streptophyta; Magnoliopsida; Fagales; Juglandaceae. The record is from RefSeq and is a predicted model, not a curated record. The coding region runs from base 204 to 1580 and encodes 458 amino acids. The transcript is spliced from 2 exons.